Messenger RNA from Dioscorea cayenensis subsp. rotundata (Guinea yam), 1371 nucleotides. RefSeq names its product F-box protein SKIP8-like. NCBI's taxonomy places the organism in Eukaryota, Viridiplantae, Streptophyta, Magnoliopsida, Dioscoreales, Dioscoreaceae. The record is from RefSeq and is a predicted model, not a curated record. The coding region runs from base 233 to 1075 and encodes 280 amino acids. The transcript has 3 exons. Gene Ontology annotation, molecular function: protein binding.
GUCACUACCCGGUGAGCCUAACUGACUCCGUAACCGCUCCACCUUCUCGGAGAAAUCGGAAGCCAUUAAAAGAUCGAUACCAAAGUUAGCGCGCUUCGUCCCCGCGAUCAGAGCGUUUCCCCAAAAUAGCAUCCAAAUCCCUCGCCACUCUCCCUUCAAAACCCUAGAAAUCCAACCCCUUCCCAUUCAUCUAGGGUUUGGUUGCCCCCCAGAAGCCCUAGAUGUCCAUCCGAUGGACCUCUUCCUAGCCGCCGGAGCCACGGCUGUCUGCCUCAUAGCUGCGAUAUUCGCCUUCCGAUCGAUUCCUGAGAAGAAGAGCAACCCUUGUGGCUGCGCCUGCUCCUGUUGCGGCGCGGAGGCCGGCGGCGGUGGAGGGAGGGGUAGUAUGGCGAAGGCGAAUGGUGAGGUGGCUGGAAAAGGUAAGGAAAAGGAGGCGGUGGUGGCGGAUAGGCAGGUUGGGGGAUCCAUGAUGGAGCAGUUAGUGCCAGAGAUUACCACGCACGCGCUCAGUUAUUUGGAUUACCCGAGCCUUUGCAGGCUUUCGAUGACGAAUUCGUCCAUGAGGAGGGCUGCCAAUGAUGAUAAUGCUUGGAAGGCGCUGUAUCAUAAAGACUUUACAGUGGAACAGGACAGUGUCACCCCACCUAAUGGUUGGAAAUCUUACUAUGCAGCUACUAAAGCUAUUGUUAAUCUAAAUUCUGAAUUCUAUAACAUCAUCAGAGAAAGGUCGUUGGCGGCAAUGAGUCGCUUUUGGCUUCAGGCAGAUUAUGUUAAAUGUGUCCAUGCGUCUGGAGAGCUUUUUUCAGGAUACACCGCAGUCAUUCACAGUUGGUCUCUGGCAUUCAAUUGGGAUCAUGGGGGCCAAGGAAUUGCAUUUCAGAUUCGUGAUGUGCGAGCUCGUGUUCUUAGUGAUAUGGCAUGGGUCACCAUGAAAGCAUAUGUUGAUAUAGACUCGGGGCCGUUCCAUGUGACAAAUAUCUAUGAAUUUCAUAACGGCCGGUGGUACAUGGUCCACCAUCAUAGUUCAGUGAUGCUUGGCGAAGGAGAUUUAGGGCUACCGAAUGUUUUCAUUUGAAAAGAUAUUGAAUAAUAAGACAAUGUUUUCCAUACUCUUGUCUUUCUUAUUCUCAAUUUUUUCCACCCAAAGCUGUCAAUAGAAUCUCACCAGUAUAGUUUUGAUAACCUGUUUCUCUUCUUGGUUGCCAGGCUAAUCCAAUCAAUCACUGGAUGUGGCUAUUGCUCCCUUCUUACUUAUUACAGGGCUACUCAUAAGGACACAGUUUUGCAAUUCAAAUGGUUUGUUUCUUCCCACUCCUUUAUUCCUGGUUAGUCAUAUGCUAAGCAGGGAUUUUUUUUUUUAGAAAAGUCAAG